UCUCUCGUGGAGAGAAGUUGUAUCUGCUUUCUUCUUCAUCGGUUAUUCUUCGUUUUCGUUGUGGAAGAGCGAUCGGAAAAGAAGCAACAUACGGCAAUAGCAGUAGAUAUCUACUAGAAAGCUAGUUUCCAAUACAUAGGAAAACUUGUGUGACAAAUUAAAAAGAUUUUUGGAGAUAGAGCAGUGAUCGUGAACGGUGAACUUUCGUUCAGUUAGCUGGUCGGUUUCCUGGUCUCGUAUCACGCGCACAAUUUCAGGUGCCAUCGUCGGAUUUCAAAGAAAACCGCCGCGCCGGAGCAUCCGUGUUUUGCUGAUGCGUCGUUGCCGCAUUGUCGUAACGCGAUUCGUCGAGCGUGCCGUGGCUCACAGCCAGUCAGAGCAGCUAGCGUACGGCACGGAGUGGUGAGAGACUAGCAAGUGAGGGGAAGAAAGUGAUAGUGUCGUCAGUUCUCGUUUGGACUCUGUGGCUUACAGAUCGUACCAAGAUCUCUUCGGUGAAACUUACUGGAAGGAAAAAGAAGAGAAAAUACGAAGGAUUCCACCAUAAAACGCACAGUGCGGAAGAUGAUUCGAUAGCAUGAGAAUCGCGAGUGGUGUUUCCUAUUGAAUUCGUAUUCGCCCGAAGUUGACCCCUUCACAAACGAUUCUCGCGACUGGAUCUAGCGCUGCGUGUGAAACAAAGAUUGUACACAUACUUCGUACGGAAUGCGCAUUCAUGGUUGGCACGUUGUACAACCAGUACGCCCACGCGAUCGUGUAAUCGAUUGAUCACUCGCAGGUGAUAGAAAUUGACGUUGUGCACGCGCAUGUUAGAACUUUUCCCUAACGAAGAAGGGGCUACGAUUUAGUCAACUUUGAAUCCGCGUUUGACUUUCAUAUCUCUGUUUCGCGCACAGUGAUUGGGGAUAACUCGAUUAACCCCCGGGUAAUCGGCCGGUGAUCGAUCUGAUAGUCUCGGCGCGCUCUGUUGAUUUUCUUGACGUCGACGGUAUCAGAAAAGGGCGGCAAACUGUACGGGCACAGGGAGGAAGACAUGCUCACGAUGGAGACGGACAUGAAGGGCGGCAGUUUGCACGCUCAGAUGCCACCGCAUCCUCACCAGGGCGUAUCGCCGAUGGGUCAUCAUACGGGGAUGUCUUCUUACGGGACCCUUGGCUCGAUAGUCCAUAGCCCGGCGCUAUCGGGAAGUCCGCCUAGCACGGGCGGUUUGAAUCUUGGUCUGCAGCAUCAUCAUCAGACGUCGCAGCAUCAUUACAGCUCGAUGCAUAUGGUCGCCGCCGCUGCUGCUCAACAUCAACAGAAUAUGCACGCGAUGACAACGCAACAGAGUGCCCAGCAGCAGCAGCAGCAGCACUCCCAUCAACAACAGGCGCAGUCGCAAUCGCAACAACAUCAUCAGCCUAAUAAUCACAGCAACCCGAAUAAUCCCAACAAUUCGAGUAACGCGGCCAACGCCAAGAACAACAAUAUGGACCGCGUUAAGAGGCCGAUGAACGCGUUCAUGGUAUGGUCGCGCGGACAGCGGCGCAAGAUGGCUCAGGAGAACCCUAAAAUGCACAACUCGGAGAUCUCGAAACGCCUGGGUGCCGAGUGGAAACUCCUGAGCGAGUCGGAGAAGCGCCCGUUCAUCGACGAGGCGAAACGAUUGCGCGCGGUUCACAUGAAGGAGCACCCGGACUACAAAUACCGGCCACGACGCAAGACAAAAACGUUGCUCAAGAAGGACAAGUUCCCGCUGACGAGUGGCGUGGCCGGUGUCGGCGGUAUGCUCGUUGAUCAGCGGCAAGUUGGUACCAGCGGUGGGCCGCAGCAGCCGCAAUUGCCGCGGGACGUCUAUCAAAUGUCCAACGGUUACAUGCCUAACGGGUACAUGAUGCACGACCCGACCGCGUACCAGCAACACGUCGCGUAUGGCGGUCACAUGGGAGGCGCAGCGGCCUCGGCUGCCGGUUACCCCAGGUACGACACGAUGGGCCAUCAUAUGGGCGGUGGCAGUCCCAGUCCUAUCAACAACUACAUGAACGGGUACGGCGGAUACGGCGCUACCACCGUCCCCGGCGGCUCGCCAUCGCCCUAUCACCAGGCUCAACCAGGCUCUCAGAUGUCGAGUCACAGUCCGAGCGGCAGUAGCAUAAAAUCCGAGCCUACGAGCCCUGCGAGCGGCGGAAUCCAUACACCGACGCCGACGGCUGGACCGACGUCGACGGGCGCGGCCGCCGUUGCCGGCCAAGCCGUCAAGCGAGAGUAUAUGGGCCAGCAACAGAGCCAGCAAACGCAGGGCGACCUCAGGCAUAUGAUCUCGAUGUACCUGCCGCAGGGAGCCGAGCAAGGAGUCGUGCCGCAUGGCGCGGGUGUCUACUCGCCGGGACCGUCGCCGGACUCUUUGGCGCAACAUCACUCGGCCAUACAGCCGCUUGCGCACAUCCUAACAUAUAAACCAUGACCUCGUAGGAAUCUCGUAGCUUAAAAAGUGGCAAGCUUGGACGGACACCCAUACGAAUUGGAACUCUGUAAAAAAAAAAGGCAAAGACAGAGUAAGAAGAGAAAGGAGGAAGUGCGAUAUACAUAUAUAUAAUCCAUGAUAAUAAAGAGAGAGAGAGAGAGAAGACAAUUUUCUGGAGAGACAGAGAGAGAGAGAGAGGAAGAGACGAGAACGAAUCGACCUCUCCGCUCUCGGUACUCGAGAGACCGCGCCUUCGCUCGCAUUCACGUCGCACGAAAGAUUCUCUCCAUCAUCCUCGUCCAUGUGCUGCACAUUAUCAUCGCCAUCCCUAUUCGCCUAUAGGGACAUCCACGGAGACAUUCGGUCUGUGUAGAAGGCGUCGAUAAUACAUUAUUUGCAAGUGCGCUCUUGCGAAAUUGCGACGUUACCAAAGAGAGGAAUCCUAUUCGAGCAGACGUUAUAUCCACAUUGGUUCCACUUGGAUUCUGGCAGUGCAGACAUUCGUGAUUUUAUUUAACUUAUCUUUGAUUAGUUUACAUAUUUCUUUAUCCGUUUGUUAUCGGCGAGGACAAUGUUAUAAUUCGAAAAAUUGUGCAAGGUUCGAUUGUCGACGUCGUAUUCGGUGCUUCAUCAUUUCCAGCGUUGGCAAUAAAGAAAUGUUAUCGCAUUUCACGAAGAAAACAAAUUACUUUUGACAUUUUAGGAAGAAACAUAUAUUUUAGGAAGAAACAUAUAUUGUGCUUCUAAGAAACAAUCGCAGUGUGAUAUGUCAUUGUUAUAGGAAACCUUUUCUUUUUACGCAUAGAAUUACAUACAUUAUAAAAUACACAUAGAUUAUAAAAUAUUGUUAUGAGACAUAUGUUGAGAUACAUACAUUGCAAAAUAUUAUUGGAUUGUUCGUAACAUUUUUUGACGCGUCGUGUGUACAUAUCAUAGUUCUAACAUACUAUUUCAUUUAUACUCUUUCAUUUCGUCUACUCGUAUAAUAAUUCGCAAUAAGUGUACAGAGUGGAAUAUCUGAAACAAUUUUGUACGUAAUCGGAAUUGAAUAAUGCGAUAGAAUAUAUAAUGAAA
Camponotus floridanus (Florida carpenter ant) is the source of this 3517-nucleotide messenger RNA. RefSeq names its product transcription factor Sox-2 (gene SoxN). NCBI's taxonomy places the organism in Eukaryota, Metazoa, Arthropoda, Insecta, Hymenoptera, Formicidae. Bases 1034 to 2443 code for a protein of 469 amino acids. Gene Ontology annotation, biological process: cell differentiation; regulation of DNA-templated transcription; anatomical structure morphogenesis. The record is from RefSeq and is a predicted model, not a curated record. Gene Ontology annotation, molecular function: RNA polymerase II cis-regulatory region sequence-specific DNA binding; DNA-binding transcription factor activity, RNA polymerase II-specific. The transcript has 2 exons.